Argiope bruennichi is the source of this 741-nucleotide messenger RNA. Its product is annotated as cuticle protein 38-like. The record is from RefSeq and is a predicted model, not a curated record. Lineage: Eukaryota; Metazoa; Arthropoda; Arachnida; Araneae; Araneidae. The transcript is spliced from 2 exons. The coding region runs from base 33 to 680 and encodes 215 amino acids.
GCUUCAGCUAAACAUUUCCAACUACAUCCAACAUGUUUGCAAAGAUUGUCAUUUUCUGCGCUGCUCUCGCAGCUUCCCGUGCCACUUUCGUUGGACCAUUGGGCCUCGGGGCUCCUGUCCUCGCAGCUGGACCUCUGGGUUAUGGAAAGGGACUGAUUGCCGCUCCUGCAGUAGCCACCGUAUCCAGCCAGCGAACCGCAAUUAACCAUGUAGCCCCUGCUGCACCUGUUGCCGCUGUUGCUCCUCUUGGAAAUGCUGCUCCAAUUUUUGGUGGCCCCGUUCUGGCUGCCGCCCCUGCCGUUGCCACUGUCUCCACCCAAAGAACCGCAAUUAACCAUGUAGCCCCUGCUGCACCCGUUGCAGCUAUUGCUCCUCUUGGAUACGCUGCUCCAGUUGUCGGCGGUCCUGUUUUGGCUGCUGCCCCUGCCGUUGCCACUGUCUCCACCCAGAGAACCGCAAUUAACCAUGUAGCUCCUGCUGCACCAGUUGCCGCUGUUGCUCCUCUUGGAUAUGCUGCUGCAGCUGCACCAAUUGCUCUCGCCAAUGGAGUCAUCGCUGGUAAUGGAAUCCUGGCCACCGGGCAUGGACUUGCUGCACCCUUGGCUAUUGGAAAUGGUCUCCUCGGUGCUCACUACGGACUUGGUGUUGGUCGAUAUGGUCUUGCAAAAGCCAUCCUGUAAAUAAUAUCACUAUUUUAAUUUAAUGUUUAAAAUGUGACUUAAAUAAAUUAUUUUUUAUUAA